Fonsecaea nubica is the source of this 1533-nucleotide messenger RNA. RefSeq lists its product as hypothetical. NCBI's taxonomy places the organism in Eukaryota, Fungi, Ascomycota, Eurotiomycetes, Chaetothyriales, Herpotrichiellaceae. The record is from RefSeq and is a predicted model, not a curated record. The coding region runs from base 1 to 1533 and encodes 510 amino acids. The transcript has 2 exons.
AUGCGCAAACGGACAAUUACCUCGAGCGCAAGCGCUCUACUAUUUCUCAUCGCUUCUCUUGUCAGCGCGAAACACAACGGGGUCCAUGAACACCUCGAAGCCCUUCACAAACGGCAUCGCGCAACUCGCGAGCUAGCCGCCAGGUCAACAGCUGAGGAUGGAGAACAAGGGGUGGAAGUAAGAUCAAUUCCGGAAAGUGCAACAUCUGCGAUCAGUUUGGAGAAGCGACAGGCGCAAUGUGCUUUUCCCACGGACGCUGGUUUGGUCCCAGUUACUCCAGGGAAUAAGAAUGGCGGAUGGGCUAUGAGCCCGGACCAGCCCUGCACGCCAGGAAACUACUGCCCUUACGCUUGUCCUGCUGGUCAGGUGUCGGUGCAAUGGGAUCCUAGCGCGACAUCUUACUCAUAUCCCAAGUCAAUGAAUGGUGGCUUGUACUGCGAUCAGAAUGGCAACAUACAGAAACCAUUUCCCAACAAACCCUACUGUCAGGCCACCAGUUCCAACAUCGGCGUCCAGAACAAUGCAGGUGGCGUCGUAGCAUUCUGCCAGACUGUGCUUCCUGGAAAUGAAGCUAUGCUGAUUCCCACCUCCGUCACCGACUAUGCAACUCUCGCCGUCCCCGAUCCCAGCUACUGGUGUGAAACUGCAGCGCACUAUUAUAUCAACCCUCCUGGUAUCAGCACAGAUCAAGCUUGCGUUUGGGGUACCAAUAAUGAUCCCUGGGGCAAUUGGUCUCCGUACGUCGCCGGAGCCAACGCGGAUUCCUCAGGGAACACAUUCAUCAAGCUCGGGUGGAAUCCCAUCUACCUUGAACCAACUACACCUUUCCGCAACCAAAUGCCAGAUUGGGGUGUCAAAAUCGAUUGUCCCAAUGGCGGAUGCACAGGUCUACCAUGCGAAAUCGAUCCGACUCAAAACAAGGUCAAUGGAAUGGUUGGUUCCUCAAGCACGGGAGCAGGAGGUGGUGCCUUUUGCGUGGUAACAGUUGCGAAGGGCUCUACCGCUAACUUUGUGGUCUUCAAUGCUGGAGGUGAUACCAGUGGCAGUAACAGCCAUGGAGGCUCGGGCUGGUCAGCUACUCCUUCGGGUGGCAACAAUGCCGGACAAUUCUUCCAAACCACCAGCUCCUGGCAAUCACCCACAGAUUCUCAAUCGUCCUCAUCUAGCGAAGCAUCGACCUCUUCAAUCGCAUCUUCUACAGGCUCCUGGACUUACCAAUCGGUUGUAACGACAAGCUCUGCUCCUACGGCAUCGGCUUCGACCGGACAUAGCACAACCAUCGGCGGCUCUUAUGGACUGCCCACUCACUCUCCGUAUUACUCGUUAUUCAACCACACCACUUACGCGGCUCCCACAGAAGGAACUACUGGAGCAGCCAUCGAAACCACCGUUGAAGCUACGGCAAUCCCUUCAGGUCCAGCCUCGUCAACUGUCGCUCCCAUCUUGCCUGCCACUGGUGGCUCCCCGACGAUCAAACUCUCUCUUGCUAGCCUCUUCUCAGCCUUGGCAGUAUACGCAGCCGCCAUAGUAUGA